Capra hircus (goat) is the source of this 5681-nucleotide messenger RNA. RefSeq names its product WD repeat domain 36 (gene WDR36). Gene Ontology annotation, cellular component: Pwp2p-containing subcomplex of 90S preribosome; small-subunit processome. The transcript has 23 exons. Gene Ontology annotation, molecular function: protein binding. The record is from RefSeq and is a predicted model, not a curated record. Gene Ontology annotation, biological process: rRNA processing. NCBI's taxonomy places the organism in Eukaryota, Metazoa, Chordata, Mammalia, Artiodactyla, Bovidae. The coding region runs from base 151 to 2838 and encodes 895 amino acids.
AGCCUCCGCUCGCUCGAUUGGCAGCGAGCACCGGAAGCGGCAGGGCGCCGGAAGCGGCGGCCGAGGGUUGUGCUGAGGCAGACGCGCCGACGGGCACGGGCGCGCGGUCUCCCAGGGACUGUAGGCGCGAGGCAGCCGUCGACGGUCGUGAUGGAGCGGGGCGCGGGCGAACGCACCGCCAGCGCCCUUUUCGCCGGGUUCCGGGCCUUGGGGCUCUUCAGCAGCGACAUUCCCCACGCGGUGCGGUUCAGUGCGCUGAAGCGCAGGUUCUACGUGACCACGUGCGUGGGCAAGAGCUUCCACACCUACGAUGUUCAGAAACUUAGUCUGGUUGCAGUAAGUAACUCUCUCCCACAGGACAUCUGCUGUAUGGCAGCUGAUGGGAGGUUAGUCUUUGCUGCUUAUGGGAAUGUUUUCUCUGCAUUCGCCCGUAAUAAAGAGGUAGUGCAUACCUUUAAGGGUCAUAAGGCAGAAAUCCAUCUUUUGCAACCCUUUGGGGACCACGUUAUCUCUGUUGAUACCGACAGUGUUCUUAUUAUUUGGCACAUAUAUUCAGAAGAAGAAUACCUGCAAUUGUCUUUCGAUAAGUCCGUAUUUAAAAUUUCUGCAAUUUUGCACCCAAGUACCUACUUGAAUAAAAUACUUCUUGGCAGUGAACAAGGAAGCCUCCAGUUAUGGAAUGUAAAAUCCAAUAAACUUCUAUAUACAUUUGCGGGAUGGAAAGUUGGAGUGACAGCGCUUCAGCAGGCACCAGCUGUGGAUGUUGUGGCUGUUGGUCUCAUGUCGGGUCAGAUUAUCAUUCACAACAUUAAAUUUGAUGAAACGUUAAUGAAGUUUCGUCAAGACUGGGGACCUAUUACUUCGAUUUCAUUUCGCACAGAUGGUCACCCAGUAAUGGCAGCUGGAAGCCCAUGUGGCCAUAUUGGACUCUGGGAUCUAGAAGACAGAAAGUUAAUCAAUCAAAUGAGAAACGCACAUUCUACAGCGAUUGCCGGACUGACAUUUCUCCACAGAGAGCCGCUUCUGGUCACAAACGGUGCUGACAACGCUCUCAGGAUAUGGAUAUUUGAUGGUCCCGCAGGUGAAGGCCGGCUUCUGAGAUUCAGAAUGGGACAUAGUGCUCCUCUUACCAAAAUAAGAUAUUAUGGACAAAAUGGACAACAAAUUCUUAGUGCAAGUCAAGACGGAACACUUCAGUCAUUUUCCACGGUACACGAAAAAUUUAACAAGAGCUUGGGGCAUGGGUUAAUAAACAAAAAGAGAGUCAAACGUAAAGGACUUCAGAAUACCAUGUCAGUGAGACUUCCACCCGUCACAGAGUUUGCAGCUGAGGAAGCUCGUGAAAGUGACUGGGAUGGUAUCGUUGCUUGCCAUCAGGGUAAGCUCUCCUGCUCCACCUGGAACUACCAGAGGUCUACCAUAGGCGCUUACUUUCUCAGGCCAGAAGGGCUGAAGACAGACAGCACAACUGCAACAGCAGUAGAUAUAACUUCCUGUGGAAACUUUGCUGUGAUUGGUCUCUCAUCGGGAGCUGUUGAUGUAUAUAACAUGCAGUCUGGUAUACACCGGGGAAGUUUCGGCAGGGAUCAAGCCCAUAAAGGAUCUGUCAGAGGUGUUGCAGUGGAUGGAUUAAACCAGUUGACGAUUACAGCUGGUAGUGAAGGAGUACUCAAGUUCUGGAACUUUAAAAACAAAGUUUUAAUUCAUUCUAUGAGCCUUGAUUCAUCUCCAAAUUUGAUGCUGCUACAUAGAGACAGUGGCAUUCUGGGACUUGCCUUGGACGACUUCUCCAUUAGUGUUUUGGACAUAGAAACUAGGAAGAUUGUCAGAGAGUUUUCUGGACACCAAAGCCAAAUAAAUGACAUGACUUUCAGCCCUGAUGGUCGUUGGUUAAUAAGUGCUUCAAUGGAUUGCUCUAUUAGAACUUGGGACCUUCCGUCUGGGUGUCUUAUAGACAGCUUCUUGUUGGACUCGGCUCCUCUUAAUGUCACUAUGUCCCCGACUGGAGACUUUCUGGCCACCUCCCAUGUCGACCACCUUGGAGUUUAUCUGUGGUCCAAUAUUUCCCUGUAUUCAGUUGUUUCAUUACGGCCACUUCCCACAGAUUACGUUCCUUCAGUAGUGAUGCUUCCUGGUACUUGUCAAACCCAAGAUGUAGAAUUAUCAGAAGAAACUGUAGAACCAAGUGAUGAAAUGAUAGAGUAUGACUCCCCAGAACAGCUGGGUGAGCAGUUGGUGACUCUGUCACUCCUUCCUGAAUCCCGGUGGAGAAACCUUCUUAAUCUUGAUGUUAUUAAGAAAAAGAAUAAACCAAAGGAACCACCCAAAGUACCCAAAUCAGCACCAUUUUUCAUUCCGACUGUUCCUGGUCUUGUACCCAGAUUUGCUGCACCUGAACAAAACAGUGGUCCUCAGCAGUCUAAAGUGGUAAAUCUUGGAAUUUUGGCUCAAAAAUCAGAUUUCUGCUUGAAACUUGAGGAAGGACUGGUAAAUAAUAAAUAUGAAGCUGCUGUUAACCUUCUGAAAGAAUUAGGCCCGUCAGGAAUUGAAACAGAGCUUCGAAGUUUAUCUCCUGAUUGUGGUGGUUCAAUAGACAUUAUGAAGAGCUUCUUGAAGAUGAUUGGGAUGAUGUUGGACAGAAAGCGUGAUUUUGAGUUGGCCCAGGCAUACCUCGCCCUGUUUCUGAAGUUGCACCUGAAAAUGCUUCCUUCAGAGCCAGUACUUCUGGAAGAAAUGACAAAGUUGGCGUCACAGUUGGAAGAAAACUGGAUCCAUUUACAGUCACUUUUUAAUCAAAGCAUGUGUGUUUUAAAUUAUAUUAAAAGUGCUUUGUUAUAAAGUUAGGUAGCUAAGUCAAAGACUUUUACAUUAAAGAGGUUGAAUCUAACUCAUACCCUUGCUUUCCAAGUUUCAGUGUGAAAGGAAAGUAAAUGCUACCACUACUGACUAGUCAGCCACUGUGACUCCACUUCAAAUGCUGAAUACUUUCUUGAAAUAAAGUUACACCUGUCUUUUGUUUUAAAGAUGUAAAGAGUCUUCUCCAAUGAAGACUGAGUUUCAUUUUCUGAGUUUCUUCAUCAGUUACUUGGAUAUGACUUCUUUUGAAUUGUCGUCACCAAGCUUGUGUUUUUUGAAUGUUUGUAACAUACUGAGACAUGCUGGUAUAUCUCAUGUAAAGUAUUACCAAGUUAAACUGAAGUUAAAAGUGAUAUAUAGUUUAAAAAGUGCCUUCAUGUUAUGAGGUAAAAAGACAUGUGUCUUUCCUUAGUGGCCUUUGAUGAAAACAUAGUUAGAACACUGGCCCAGUCCUCUCUCCAUUGUGCCCUUUCUAAAGGAACUUAAAUUUUUUAAUAUGAGAGGUGCUUUCACAAGGCAACUUGCUAUAGCAGGCAGUUGAACAGAUACCUGGAAUUGGUAAGGGAAAUUCCAAAUUCCAUUGAAGAUAGUCUUCAAAGAUCUUUCUUCCCCACUCAUGACCUUUUUAUUUCGAAAGAAACUGCUGACUGCAUUUUUCUAUUGUAACUAUUGUGAAACCAGACAGCUCUGGCACUUUUCCCUUUUUUCAUCAUUGUUGUUUGUGUGGUUUAAGACUUCAGCAAUAUGUGAAUUAAUAAUAAGCAAUUCUUAAAAGCUUAUUUUAAGAACAAAAUAAGAAUAUAAAAAGUUCAAACUUUUGAUAGUUAAAAGUAGUGUCAUUCAUAAAAUUCAGCUGGUUGUACCUGAAUGCCAGUACCAUCCUAAUUAGGAUAUAGUUUUACAGAAUAACCUCCGAAGGAAUAGUCUUCACAAGAAGCUGAUCAAUAAUAACUUUAAUUAUCAAAGUUUUUUGUUUAAUGGUGAAGUGUUUUUGUUAAAGGUAGAAUUAUUAAUAGUAAACUGCUAAAGAAAUAAGCCAGUAUUGUUUUGUACUUUGUUCUUUUAGAAAUGUAUAUAAACUUAGUAAAGCCAUUGACUUAAAUGUUAAUAAUGACUUAAGUUCUAACUCUAAUAACUGUAUUUCCCCUUGCCCCAAAUACUAUAUUCUAAAGAUAUGGCAAAAUUUCAGUGUACAGUUAUGUAGAAUGUGAGGAUUGUAUAGGUCUCCUGCAUUGCAGGUGGAUUCUUUAUUGUCUGAGCUACCAGGGAAGCCCAAGAAAACUGGAGUGGGUAGCUUAUCCCUCCUCCCGGGGAUCUUCCUAACCCAGGGAUUGAACUGGGGUCUCCUGCAUUGCAGGCAGAUUCUUUACCAGCUGAUCUACCAGGGAAGCCCUAAUUAUCACUUAAGUUCUAAUUUUAAAAACUGUUUCCCCUUGCCCAAAAUACUAUAUUCUAAAGAUAUGGCAAAAUUUCAGUAUACAGUUAUGUACAAUGUGAAGAUUGUAAAUAUCUAAAACAAUAAUAAGAGUUCUAAAAUGAAAUUGUAUUACUGUGACAAAUCUUGAACUUUCUUUUUCAAAUGAAAAUGCAGGAGUUCAGUAUAUUGUUUCUAUUGGAGAUAGCUUUAGAUAGUAUUAAAGCAUCAUUUUGGCAGGUAACCUUUCAGAAUUUUUCCUGUAUGUUUGCCAUCAAAGGAAAAUUUUGGGGAGGAUAUGUUUUUUGUAAAAUGUAUCAGUUUGUACAUGCUGCUUUUUCUUUACCUUUUCAAUUGCAAAUGUAGUAUAUGACUGCAUUUUACUUGUAAAAACAUCAGUCUAUUUUUGAUUAACACUCAAUCCCAAUACCUUCCCUAGAAGUAAAAUUGCUAAUUUUCCAUUUAGUCACUGCCAUGUUUUCUGUGAAUGUAUAUAUAUGUAAUUGCUACAGGAAAUGUAUAGCUUCAGUUUUUACAUAGAUAUAUGCAAAUCAUUCUGCAGCUUUUCUACGUGGUCUCUUUGAAUAUAAUUUCACCUAAUCUUACCUGUUGAUUUUUGUAUAGUGUUCCACAACCUACUUAGCCUAUAAUGGACACUAGGGUAGUUUACUGCCUUUUUUUUUUUUUUCUAUUUUCAAACAAUACUAAAAGAGUAUCAUCCUGUAUGAUUAUAUGGACAUGUAAGGAUUUAUUGUAUGCUUAAGCUUUGACUUGGUGAGCCAGAGUUAGGCAGUUUUAAAGAGAUACUUCAGUGGUUAAAUUUUUUUUUAAUUUAUAGGUGAAAAUUUGUCAUUUUUAUUGUUUAUGUUUAGGAAAAACCUUUACUAGUAGGUAAAGGUAAAGAUGGACAUCUUUUCAUAUAUUUGCUUUAGACAUGUGAAUUGCCUUUUGCCAACACUGCUCAUUUUUCUGUGAAUGAUUUGUCUUUUUAUCUCAUGGCUUAGUUAGGAGUUUUUCAUGUAGUUUGGAUAUAGAUACUAGUAUUUUUACAUCUGUUUCAGUGUUUUCUCCCAGUCGGUCACUUGUCUUUAGUUUUACUUUUGGUAUCUUUUUUAAACAGAUGUUUUAUAUUUAUAUAUAGUUAAAUUGAUAAAUAUUUUUACGACUUUUAUUACAAAGUAUAGAUAGAGCAUGUUCUGUGUUUUCUUCUAAGUUAAUUAUGUAUACAUCUAGAUCUCCAUUUGGAAUUAAUUUCUGUGAAGAGUGCAAAAUACAAAGCUUCUAUUCAAAAGUCCAAAAACUAUUUGUUUAAAUCCAUUCUUCCUGAUUUGGGGUGCUGUUUUAUUAUGUGUUAAAUUCUCUAAUUAAGGCAUUUAAUUUUCCUAAUAAAUAAUGCAUUGUUUAAAUUACA